GUUUUCUUCUCUUCUUAUUCUUUACUUUCCUUAAACCUCCUUAAGAAUUUUCCUUUUCUUUUCUUUUUUUUUAUGUGUGUGUUUAUAUACACAUAGACAUUCAUUUCUUUCCUUCAUAAAAUAUGAAAGUACUAUCUUAUUUUAUAUUUUCAUUGUUAACGUUAAUUUAUUGUACAUUUACAAUUAAAACUGAUCUGAUUGACAAUGUUGGAGAAUAUGAAAUCUCAUCUAUUGAAAAGGAUGCAUUGCCAACUAAAACUGUAAAAAAUGAUAAAGACAAAGAAAUAUCUUCAAGUAUUCCCGUUACGACUGCAGAAGUUGAUAUACUUUACACGACAGAUAUUGAUAAAAAUAUACCAAGUUCCUCUUUUCUACUAAUUCCAACAACUAGUAACCAUAACACAUUUCGUACAAGUUCUAGUGAACAACAGCCAUUGAAUACAACCGAUAAUAUGAGUGAUAAAAAAUUAGAAGAAAAUCUAAAAAAUGAUCAACAGGCAUUAAAGAGAAUGAUUAUUAUAUUAUCUUUAGUAGGCGGGUUAGGAUUCAUGGCUGUUAUUACGACCAUUAUCAUUUUCAUUAGAAUGAGAUCAAGGAAUGAAAAGAUAAGACGAAAAGAAACAGAUCACAGUAGUAAUAAUAGUACCUUUGAAUUGAAUGCUAAUAACCAACGAAGAGGCGAAUCUAAUACAAUUAGAAUAGAUUCAUCGUCUAUCCAUAGUCACUCCUCUAUCUUAGUACCACCACAGCAACCAUCUUUUCCUAAUAAUGUCGCUCAGACUUUUAUUGAACCCUCGGCACCAUCUGCGCUUGAAUUACUUGAAGAGGAUGAUAAUGAUAAUACUAUUUUAUAUUUACAGCCUAGACGUCAUUCUAUCAUGUCAGUAGGCUCACAACACUUUACAGCUCCUUCUGCACCUACAGAGAAAGAGUUAGAUACCAUGCAAGAUAACAUAGAAAUAUUAAAUUCAAAUUCUCUUCAUCACCAUCAUUGUUCAAGGUAUAUAACCACAGAUCAUACCCUUUUAACAUCUCCUGCAAUAGUAACUGAAAUAGAUGAAACGCCUCCACCUGCUUACACUCCGAGUGCACCCCCUCAUUAUAUCUUACCUUUUGAAGUGAAUCAUAGUUCAUCAUCUUCUAGGAGGCAGUCUUUAGGAGACUAAAAGAAAAAAGAAGAAGAAAAAA
Molecule: messenger RNA, 1188 nt
Organism: Cokeromyces recurvatus
Lineage: Eukaryota; Fungi; Mucoromycota; Mucoromycetes; Mucorales; Mucoraceae
Exons: 1
Coding region: 123-1166 (347 amino acids)
Source: RefSeq, a predicted model, not a curated record